CCCAGCUUUCAUCCGAGGGUUGUUCCAGCUGUCAUCUCGGUGUUGCCAGGGGUCCACGCUACAUGACUGUGUCAGAGGUAAGAAAGAGUAUGAACAGCGGGGCUGUUAUACCGCUCGAAUCAAUGACAUCCUACCAAGAUCAACUGAUGACACAAUAAGCGACAUGCAUUUGCAGUCUUCGUGCUACGCUCAUCUGUAGCUUUGUCACACGGUCAUUACGGUUUAAGUCAGUUGUGGUUUCUGGCAUGUGCAACAUGUGCGGCCGUACGGGGCGGCUUAUUUACAUUUUCUAUUGUGUAAUAGCGUGACAUGACAAUCAUUGAUGUCUAUAUGGCAAAUUUCCAUCCCCAUGAUAGUUGUCUCGUGAUGUCACACACCUCUGGACACACCCAAACAAACAAUUCCCUUUUCAGCUCAACUGUCAUAUACUGCCUGCAGUUCCAUUAUUGGAGUCGGGAGGGCGCUUUGCGUUCUCUCUCUCUCUCUCUCUCUCUCUCCCCUCCUUUCUCUGUUUUCAGCACCUGUCUCCAAUCAGCUUUAUCACCACCGGUAUAUAAACCCGCCUGUUCCAGGACAUCCUCGCCGAAGUAUUGCAGUUACUUUCGUGUUUUCCCCGUGUUUCUGAUCCACGUUAUUUCUCCCGCCAAGCCAGCCGCCUGUCCUCACCACCGCCAUUACCUUUCAUCAAUAAACUAUUCAUUCUUUCACAUCUGCCUCCGACUGCUCUUGGAUCCAGCCACUCUCUAUUCGUGUCAUAAACAUUCCCCCUUGUAUGGAGAGAACCAUAUUAACUGGGCCCCAAAUCCUAACGUGGACAAUGUUACUCAAUUUUCACCGCCGUCUUCGACUUUGCCAGCCACCUUCCUCUCAUUUGCUUAUUCGGAAGGUACAUCCAUUGGGAAUUGUAAGAAAUAAAGUUUCUCACGCUGUGUUUGGCAACUAAAUUUGAGUGUUUCUGUGAAUUAGGAGCUUAGCCUGUCACUUAGCUUUAGCGACAUUAGCACAAUAGUGAAACGAGCCUUAGCGCAACAAGGAAACAAUGCGAUACGUCAAUGUUAGAUUGUUGCGUACUCUGACUUCGCUAACGUACAAAAACCUCAUUUCGGUGCGGGGUUUGAAGCGGCAAGUGUGUAUCUUCCUGUCUUGCUUUCCUCCCCCACCUGCUAAAUAGGAAGUUCAAAUGUCACCUAUUACUAUUUAACAAGAAGUGAUCUGUUGGAGAUGACCAAUUUGUCACUUUGCGUGCACGUGUAUUGAUUUAUUAUUGAUGAGAAUAUUAAACCCAAUACUGACGUUUGCAUUAUUGAUUUGACCUGAUCAUGCAGCACAUUGACUUCGGCACGCACACAGAGUGCUGGCCCUAGCUUUAGGGCCUGAAGCAGAAUUUGGUCUAUGACUCCCACCACAGCGAGCAAACGACAGUGUUUAUCUCGAAAAACAUAGUUGUAAGCAUGCACACACACACACACACGCACGCACAUCUCCGUUGGUCUCCUGCAGAUGUCGUGGCGCUCGUCCUUCCACUGCUCCAAGUUCCGACACAUCUUCGGGAAAGCAUCCAGCAGGGAGCACGGCUUCGACGGCGUUCCCAUCACACGUGGCGUCCAUGACAACCAGUACUGCUCUGUCAAUCCUUGUUUCAUCGCCAUGGUGACAGAGUGCGCCGGGGGCGGGUCCUUCCUGGUGCUGCCCAUCCAUCAUACAGGCAGAGUGGACCCUCAGCAUCCGAGGGUGUGCGGUCACAGGGCUCAGGUUGUUGACAUCAAGUGGAACCCGUUCGAUGACAGCUGUAUCGCCUCGUGUUCUGAGGACUGCACGGUGUUUGCAGAUCACUUUCUGUCUUCCAUUCUGGUUCUACUGGCGCUCAUGGCUGAACGUGUGACUGUACAGGUAAAGAUCUGGGACAUUCCGAGCUGUGGUGUCGAACGAAACCUCACCCAGGCCAGGAAGACUCUGAUUGGUCACUCCAGGAGGGUAGGGCUGAUCGAGUGGCAUCCGACCGCUGAGAACCUCCUACUAAGCUCGGCCUACGACUACAAGGUUAGGUCCCGAAUAAAGGCAGCGGUCUUGGAAAUCAUUCCAGAAGAAAUCUGUCUCCAGGUCCUCCUGUGGGACGUGUCGCAGGACGGGGCGGUGCUCAGGUGUCCGGUGCGUGUGGUCAUGGCGCCAGUCCACCACCGCUUCCCGUCAGAGAUGUUGCUGCUGUCCGUCAGCUUCAACCUGGAAGGAAACCGGCUGGCAGUUGCGUCCAAAGACAGGCGCGUUCGAGUGCUGGACCCCCGCACAGGAAGGAUUCUCCAGGUGUCCUGCAACAAAUAUCACAGGGCCAACAAGGUUGUGUACAUCAGAGGUUUGAAGAUGCUGCUGAGCACCGGUUGCUCGCCCUGGAACCACAGACAGAUCGUCCUCUGGGACCCGGAUGACUUGUCGGAGCCUCUGUACGAAGAAGAUCUGGACGGUUCUGCAGGAGUUCUCUUCCCGUUCUUUGAUCCAGACACUGACAUGCUUUACCUGGCUGGGAAGGGUGAUGGGAACAUCAGGUACUACGAGCUGAGUUCGGAGAAACCUUACAUCAGCUUCCUGACAGAGUUUAGGUCCCCGCUGCCUCACAAAGGACUCGCGGUGAUGCCAAAGCGUGGCCUGGACGUCAACAUCUGCGAGAUAUUCCGAUUCUAUCGCCUGAUCGCUGUCAAAGGCCUGGUGGAGCCGCUGUCAAUGAUUGUACCGCGCAAGAAGGUUGAUCUAACUCACGAGCUCAGUUGCAAAUGUAGAAAGCAUCAAAUGUUUUGUCUGCUCCGUCAGUCGGCGACAUUCCACGAGGAUCUGUAUCCAAUGACAGCGGGAAACCGGGCCGCCAUGACGGCUCAAGAGUGGCUGACGGGAAUCAACAGGGCAGGCCCAGUCUUGAUGUCUCUACAUCCUGGCAUUCGAGCGGUCAACCCUUACCCAGAAAGCCUCGCUGGGAGGAGCUGGUACACCAAGAGGCCGACCACAGAAGCACUGCCCCGCUCGACCCCGGGACUCAUGGAGAAGAACUUCCUACAGGAACAGCUGGCCUACCAGGAUGCCAAAUAUCACAGAGACACAGACAUGCUGUCGGGCUGGCAGUCAGAUGAGUCACAGCUGUGGACGUACGACAUCACGCCCCACUGCUGCGAGCCUGCGGAGAGGCCGCCGCCCACCACACAGGAUGAGCUCCGUGAAGCAUUCUACAAACAGCAAGAAGAGAUCCGAGGUCUCCGUGAAAUACUCGACCAAAAAGACGUCAGUACACGCGGUCCCUGGCGUCCAUCUUGGUGACAUCGUAACGACCGCACGGCUUAGCUGCCCACUAAUGUGUCUCUUCUUGCCACCUGACAGGUGAGGAUCGCCGAGCUAGAACAGGAAGUCAGACAAACCAACAACAACCCGAGCGCGACGCGGUGACA
Molecule: messenger RNA, 3428 nt
Organism: Phycodurus eques (leafy seadragon)
Lineage: Eukaryota; Metazoa; Chordata; Actinopteri; Syngnathiformes; Syngnathidae
Product: coronin-2A-like
Exons: 10
Coding region: 1501-3300 (599 amino acids)
Biological process (GO): actin filament organization
Molecular function (GO): actin filament binding
Source: RefSeq, a predicted model, not a curated record